CACGUGUGGCUCUGACAGCUGGGGAGGGGGUGGCCCUGAGCAAUGUGGUCCAGAGACAGCCUGCACCAGGAGUUGCAGGACUGAGACCACCCCCAGACUCCCACCCUGCCGUUGCCCGCCUGUCCUCACCUAGGGCCACUGGGGCUGACUCCACCAUGUUCUCUCGGAAGAAGCGAGAACUUAUGAAAACUCCCUCUAUUUCCAAAAAGAACCGCGCGGGGAGCCCCAACCCGCAGUCCUCCUCAGGGGAGCUGCCCAGGAAGGAUUGGACAGAAGCUCCCGGCCUGGAGCCACCAGCCACAUCCCUGUCCACGGUAGCCAAGGGCACAGGGACACUCAAAAGACCCACCAGCCUGAGCCGCCAUGCCAGUGCAGCAGGCUUCCCGCUCUCGGGCACUGCCACCUGGACCCUGGGCCGUGGGUACCGAAGCCCCCUUUCUGCGGCCAGUCCGGCAGAGUUACCCACUGAGGGAGCUUUCCCUGAUGGCGUAGAAGACAUCUCAACCCUGCUGGCGGAUGUGGCCCGCUUUGCUGAGGGCUUGGAGAAGCUCAAGGAGUGUGUGCUGCAGGACGACCUUCUCGAGGCCCGCCGGCCACUGGCCCAUGAGUGCCUGGGUGAAGCUCUGCGAGUCAUGCGCCAGGUCAUCUCCAGAUACCCACUCCUCAACACCGUGGAGACACUCACAGCCGCUGGUACACUCAUUGCCAAGGUCAAAGCCUUUCAUUAUGAAUGCAACAAUGAAUCAGAUAAGAGGGAAUUUGAGAAGGCUCUGGAAACCAUUGCGGUGUCCUUCAGCUGCACUGUGUCCGAGUUCCUUUUGGGUGAAGUGGACAGCAGUACUCUCCUGGCGGUGCCUCCGGGGGACCCCAGCCAGUCCAUGGAGAACCUUUAUGGGGCUGGCACGGAGGGGCCCCCACAUAACGUGGAGGAAUGUGAAGAAGGUUGCCUGCCCCCCGAAGAGGUGGACAUGCUUCUGCAGCGAUGCGAAGGGGGUGUGGACGCUGCACUGCAGUAUGCAAAAGACAUGGCCAGGUACAUGAAGGACCUCAUCAGCUACCUGGAGAAGAGGACCACCCUGGGUGAGCGACUGAGACACCUGGGGUGGGGUGGAUGGGAGGGGCAGGGUGGGGUGGGGGGGGUCUAGGGAAGGCUGUUUCCAAAGCCUCACUCUGCACCCCAUUCUUUGGUAGAGAUGGAAUUCGCCAAAGGUCUCCAGAAGGUUGUCCACAACUGCAGACAGAGCGUCACACACGAGCCCCACAUGCCUCUCUUGUCCAUCUACUCACUGGCCCUGGAACAAGAUUUGGAGUUUGGCCACGGCAUGGUGCAGGCAGCGGGCACACUGCAGACCCAGACCUUCAUGCAGCCCCUGACGCUGCGGCGGUUGGAGCAUGAGAGGCGCAGGAAGGAGAUCAAAGAAUCUUGGCAUCGAGCACAGAGGAAGCUGCAAGAGGCAGAGGCCAACCUGCGCAAGGCCAAACAGGGCUACAAACAACGCUGUGAAGACCACGACAAGGCCCGGCUCCAGGUGGCCAAGGCUGAGGAGGAACAACAGGGCACAGGCCCAGGCGCAGGGACUGCGGCCUCUAAGGCCCUGGACAAGAGGCGCAGACUGGAGGAAGAGGCCAAAAACAAGGCCGAGGAGGCCAUGGCCACUUACCGCACAUGCGUGGCAGACGCAAAGACACAGAAGCAGGAGCUGGAGGACACAAAGGUGACUGCGCUGCGGCAGAUUCAGGAGGUCAUCAGGCAGAGUGAUCAGACCAUUAAGUCGGCCACCAUCUCCUACUACCAGCUGAUGCACAUGCAGACAGCACCGCUGCCCGUGAACUUCCAGAUGCUGUGCGAGAGCAGCAAACUAUAUGACCCGGGCCAACAGUACGCAUCUCACGUGCGUCAGCUGCAGAGAGGCGAGGAGCCGGACGUGCGCUACGACUUUGAGCCUUAUGUCUCUAACAACUCCUGGUCCCCAAUCAUGCGUACACGGAAGGGCAGCUUCAACCCUGGUGAUGCUUCAGGACCCGAAGCUGCUGGUAGUCCCCCCGAGGAAGGUGGCACCUCUGAGGCAGCACCCAACAAGGACCACAGGGGGGGACGAGGUCACCAGGUUCAUAAGUCCUGGCCCAUCUCCAUCUCAGACACCGAAGUUGGUCUGGACACCAGCUCAGGUGAAGUGGCACCUGGGGGACUUGAAGAAGUUCGAUCGAACAUCUUCCAGUGGGACGAUGUCAUCCAGUGAGGAGCUGGGGGAUCAGGAAGCUGGCUUGGUAGCUUCCGCCUUUGAUUCAGCUGACCUCAAUGGCAUGGACCCCGAGUUACCUGUGGCCAUGCCCAGUGGACCCUUCCGCCAUGUGGGAUUGUCCAAGGCAGCCCGCACACACCGACUUCGCAAACUGCGCACGCCAGCCAAGUGCAGAGAGUGUAACAGCUAUGUGUACUUCCAAGGAGCUGAAUGUGAAGAGUGCUGUCUGGCUUGUCACAAAAAGUGUUUGGAGACCCUGGCCAUCCAGUGUGGCCACAAGAAGCUUCAGGGCCGCCUGCAGCUCUUUGGACAAGACUUCAGCCAGGCAGCCCUCAGCACCCCUGAUGGGGUGCCCUUCAUUGUCAAAAAAUGUGUCUGUGAGAUUGAGCGGCGGGCACUGCACACCAAGGGGAUCUACCGGGUCAAUGGCGUGAAAACGCGUGUGGAGAAGCUGUGCCAGGCUUUUGAGAAUGGCAAAGAGUUGGUGGAGUUGUCACAGGCCUCACCCCACGACAUCAGCAACGUCCUAAAGCUAUACCUGCGGCAGCUACCGGAGCCCCUUAUCUCUUUUCGCUUCUACCAUGAGCUGGUGGGACUAGCUAAGGACAGCCUAAAGGCCGAAGCCGAAGCUAAGGCAGCGAGCCGGGGUCGGCAGGGUGGGUCCGAGAGUGAGGCUGCAACCUUGGCUAUGGUGGGCCGCCUGCGUGAGCUCAUGCAGGAUCUGCCAGCCGAAAACCGGGCCACACUCUUAUACCUGCUGAAGCACUUGCGAAGGAUCGUGGAAAUGGAGCAGGAUAACAAGAUGACCCCUGGGAACCUGGGCAUCGUUUUCGGGCCCACACUGUUGCGGCCUCGACCCACUGACGCCACCGUGUCCCUCUCUUCUCUGGUGGAUUAUCCCCACCAGGCCCGAGUUAUUGAGACUCUGAUUGUCCACUACGGCCUGGUCUUUGAGGAGGAGCCAGAGGAGGCGCCUGGCAGCCAGGAGGGGGCAUCCACCCAGUGUGGCCAGCUGGAGUCUGCUGAGGGCAUUGUCUUCCCCCUGCAGGAGGAGGCAGAGGACGGAAGCCGAGAAUCUCACGCGGCAUCUAAUGACUCGGACUCUGAGCUGGAAGACGCUUCUGACCCCCUUUCAUCCUCGGACGCCAGUGCUCUACACCGCCUCAGUUUCCUGGAGCAGACCGAGGCAGGCCUGGAGGAAGGUCCCCAGAGCCAUAGUGGCAGUGAGGAACAGCUGGAGGGUGAGGAUGGAGCCCCGGGUCCGUGGCUGUGUCACUUCAACACCAACCAGUCCAACAACACAUCACGGGCCCCUCUGCCCACCAUGCGGCUCCGAGGAGGGCAGAUCACAGGUGGCACCAGUCAGGAGCGGCAGCCACAGUUCGUCUGAGCUGGGUGGUGAUGGCAGGGACCAUCAGCUCAAUGUCAGCCUUUGACUCGGGGGGAGGGGGGUGUUCCUCACAAUGCCGAGGAACUUCAGGGAGAUCAGGGCUCCCUGGUACCAUGGACACAGAUGGAUAACAGUCCCAGAUGGAGUUGCCUGGCCUUUGUGUGCCUGUGGGGAUGCAGCUGCAGAUUCCCAUGAUGGCCUCAUCUCUCCCAUGGUCCCCAUCAGUCUGGAUGUGUCUGAGCGGGUACAGCCCUGACCUCUGUGUGUGGAGCUGGAGGUGGCUCUGGCUUCAGGAAUCUUGCAGGAGGCUGGACAUGGACAGACGGGUGGGGGCACACAGUGGGUCUCUCCCAAGGAGCAGUAAAGGAGCUUUCCACAUGAACUCACAAUUUUCUUGAAAUAAACUUCUUAACCAACUGCCA
Messenger RNA from Mus musculus (house mouse), 4055 nucleotides. RefSeq names its product Rho GTPase activating protein 45 (gene Arhgap45). Gene Ontology annotation, biological process: regulation of small GTPase mediated signal transduction; signal transduction. The record is from RefSeq and is a predicted model, not a curated record. Bases 1864 to 3633 code for a protein of 589 amino acids. NCBI's taxonomy places the organism in Eukaryota, Metazoa, Chordata, Mammalia, Rodentia, Muridae. The transcript is spliced from 22 exons. Gene Ontology annotation, cellular component: cytoplasm; ruffle membrane; cytosol.